Haplochromis burtoni (Burton's mouthbrooder) is the source of this 6654-nucleotide messenger RNA. RefSeq names its product 7-methylguanosine phosphate-specific 5'-nucleotidase. The coding region runs from base 378 to 1331 and encodes 317 amino acids. Lineage: Eukaryota; Metazoa; Chordata; Actinopteri; Cichliformes; Cichlidae. The record is from RefSeq and is a predicted model, not a curated record. Gene Ontology annotation, molecular function: 5'-nucleotidase activity; magnesium ion binding. The transcript has 10 exons. Gene Ontology annotation, cellular component: cytoplasm.
UGUUUCCCAUUUUCCUAGCAAAAUAUAAAGAUUUUUUCUUCUAUCGUCACAGUAUCUCUACCAUUAAUAACUUGGCCUCGAUAUUCGUCUAGUGAAAUUCUAGUACUGUGACAGCUCCCUCAGUAUAUCCUCACCAUCAAGUAGGAACAAAUGCAUGUCGGAACCAUGGAUAGUGUGGCGUAGACGCGGGGGAGCUCUAUGUCUGUGACAAGCAGAAAUGUAAACAAUUGAAAGCAGCAGCGGAGUGUAAACUGCAUAUAAUUUGAUUUUGAAAUAUUUUCACAUAGAUAUUCAGACGUUUUUAACACAAUGUGCUCUUAACGGUCCCUCUGAAUAGUCGAUAAAACGUCGCUGACGCCUGAGCUCUCCGUGAGAAGAUGAUAUAUCACGUUCCCUGGAUCUAUACGCCAGUGCGGACCGUUCUGGCAAUUUGGCACCAGCUGACGAAAACUGAGAUCCCGGAGCUGGCCAAGUGCUCGGUGCUGAUGAGGGAACGCAGCAGAGUGGAGGAAACGAUCCACUGCAUGCAGCGAGCAGGUGCAGGAAACCUGCAGGUAAUCUCAGACUUUGACAUGACACUGACCAGAUUCGCUCACAACAGCAAGAGAGUUCCCACCACUCACAACAUCUUGGAUAACAGGCUGCUGAUUAAUGAAGACUGCACUAAAAAGAUGCGGGAGCUGUUAAACACUUAUUAUCCCAUAGAGAUCGAUGCUAGCCGGAGUGCUGAGGAGAAACUUCCUCUCAUGGUUGAGUGGUGGACAAAAGUCCACGAGCUGCUGAUUCAGCAGAAGAUCAGAAAAGACAUGCUGGCCCGGGCUGUGAAGGAAUCCAGCGCCAUGCUCAGGGAAGGGUACAAAGUAUUUUUUGACCAUCUGGCUGAGCACCAGGUCCCUCUGCUGAUCCUCUCCGCCGGGGUCGGUGAUGUCUUGGAGGAGGUGAUUCGACAGAACCACGUCUUCCAUCCAAAUGUCCACAUCAUCUCCAACUACAUGGACUUUGACCACACUGGGGUGCUGCAAGCCUUUAAAGGUCAACUCAUUCACACCUUUAACAAGCGAGAAGGCGCUCUGUCACAUGCAGCCGGCCUCAGAGAGCUGCAGGGUCGACCCAACGUGCUGCUGCUAGGAGACUCACUGGGAGAUCUGACCAUGGCCGACGGGGUCUCUGAGCCCCAGAACGUCCUCACCGUUGGCUUCCUCAACGACCAGGUGGAGGAGAGGAAGGAGUCUUACAUCAACUCUUUCGACAUCGUCCUGGUGAAGGACGAGACGAUGGACGUUCCAAACGCCAUCCUCAGGUACAUUACCUCGUCGAGAGACAACAAGUAAGACGCACAAAAGGAUCCGGACUUAAUGUGAAAAAUGCACGGAUUACCUCAUUUACUGCAUUCACCCUGUCGCAUGCUGGACAAUCUCACAGCCUCACUGACCUCAUGACUGAAUAUUUGAACAUCAAAUCACUCUCUGGACCCGUGUUCACUGUAACGCGGUGCAGAUGUUUAAAAACGUACCGUUCUGGUUUCACAGGCACGGGCUGGGCUCCGAUUCAAACUGUUUUCUAGUGUUGCAUCUAACUGGCCACGUGUUACCUCAGCUUAACUCACCGAGCUGCCAGAACAUUAAAACCACAGACAGGUGAAGUUGAUAACACAGGACUCCGCAUUCUCAGAGCGGGACUAUGCACUCCACUCAAGAACCAAGCCUACAAACACCCAAGAUCCCAAUCCACUGAGGUGCUAACUCCAUAACCCACAGGAUCCAAACGAUCCGCUUUAUCAGCACAUCCUGUUUUUAUUUGCAGGCUGCCCUGCAGGUAAAAACAACAACAAAAAGAAAAAUCAGUCUGAACCAUUAGCCUGCCAGCCCAUUUUACAAGUGUUCUUUAAAUGACUAACUUUGUAACCAUUUGUGCUAGAGACAAAUUUCAGACUGUGCCAGAAAGACGAGAAGACAGAUUUCACUGGGAUAUUUGGUCUGAACACAGACAGCACUUCACAUUACCGCAAUUCCUCAGUCAUGUUGGGAUACAGAAAAUUGGGAUAUAGAAAAUUCAAAUGAUUUCUGAAAGAUAAGAAUUAUUUUUUUUUUAAAUUUUACAUCUAAAGUUACAAAGUAAGUCCAGGCAGCCUGUUUUUCAAUCCUAAUAAUUAUCCUGUGAUUUAUUUGUUUUUUUAGGAAGAAGCUGUGUUUUAUGUGUACUGCGUGUUACCUUUGUGUACGCUGUGAGUACUUGAAGUUCAAGUCUAAACAUACUGUGCACAUGAGUUUCUUCAUAGCAUGCCGCUAUGACAGUGCAGCGAACAGCCUUUUACCUCUGUGUUUUAAACAUUUUGGGUCUGUGAUAGUGGACACAGACACAUUAAUCCUGCUAUGCUAUGGCAGUACUUCACAGCAGGUUGUUGCUGUAUGUUAAAUGCAGUAAGCUUGUUGAGCUUUCUCAAACAUAUCGUGCUCAAAGAUAAGAAGAUGUACAUGGACUAGCAAGCGUUUAUAUUUAAAUGUACUGUAUAUUCUUUUUCUUAAAUCCAAAGACAAAAAGGAUUUCCUCUUGAUUUUCUAUGCUUAUUAACUAUCAUAAAGCAAUAAUAAGACCCUGUAAGUCUAAUAAUAACAACAAAUGCAGUUUUAUGUUGUGAAUCAGUCCUGCUGUAGCAUUUCUUUCUAUUAGGUGUCUAAUAACUCCUUUAUUAAUAUAUAUUUUUAAAUUGUUAACAAUAGUUUGCAAGAAAUUGAAACUAAAUCGGUGCAUUUUAGUCUUAACACGUAUGCUGGUGCUUUUCAAACAACGUUUUUACUGUUUUCUUGUCUGUUUCAAAGAUUCCCAUUAAGGUUACAUCUAUUAUCUGGUGCAGAAAGCAGAGAUGCGAGAUCACAGUGAGGAAAGAAACAACAGAUUGUAAGAAAAAAGGAAAUGGUUUUUCUACAAACAUUUUAAUGAAUGUGGUGUUCAGGGACAAAUAAAGGUGCUUGUUUGUUUACAGCAAUCAAACAGACAUUUGUAACACACACAAAAAAUGAUAGUGAAAAAGAUCUUCUGCGCUUUGUCAUUUCAAAACUUGAAACCACUAAACCAUGACUCCGUGUGGGGAAAAAAGUCUCUUGUUGCCUGUUUGUUGGUUGUUGCGUUUUGUUUGUACUGUGUUGGAGGUUUAUCCCUGAGAGAGAACCAAACACUUUUGUCCUCAUCACAACUCCUCGUGCCUUGCCUGUUCCCGCUCUUUGUCCUCAUCCACUUUAAGUUUCAGCUCGUUGGCUGUGAUCACGCCGUCUUUAUUUCGGUCCUGGUUUUGGAACAUGUCGGUGACGACGUGCUCCAUGGUCAGCCCGGGCUUUAUGCGACCUUUGCCCUCUGCCACCUGCAGCUUGAUGAACUCCGCAAACUAAAGUUACAGAGAUCGAGAACCAUCAGUCACAAAUUAGUCAGUGAUCACCGUUCACUCGCCUGUUCUAACGCCAAAGAAAAACCCUUGUUUCACUAUGUGAAAACAAUAUCGAACAUGAAUAAUUAUUUAAAAUUACAAUUUUAAAAAAAAAAUCUGUGUUGUUCUUAGUCUCACCUCCAGAUGGCAGUAAAGUAAGUUGGGUACAUUUCCGUGAGAUAUGCUACUUUUUCCUCUUGAAUUUUUGUGUGUCGUCGCUUAUCGUUAAGAAAAAUCACGAUUUCACAAGAAAAAAAAUAAAAUAAAUCUUACAAAGUACAAGAAUCAGUAUUUUGAUACAUAAAACAUUAACAGUAGCUAAUUGUAUAGUGUGGGAAACAAAUGCAGGCUUAUACAGCCUAGUAAGUGCAGGCUAAACUGGCUUGCUUGCAUCUUGCCAUAUACAGAGGUGUGCCAGUCCGUGCAGUCGGGGGUGGCAAAACCAGUUAUUAGGUUUAGGAAAUUGCUUUUUCACUAGGAUCAGGUAGAUGUGGACAUUUUCCCCCUUAAUGAAUAAGUUCAACUUUUAAAAACGGCAUUUUCUAUUUACUUGCAGCGUCUUUGUCUAAUGCUAAAAUUUGUUUGAUAGAUCUCAAACAUGUUAGUGUGAGAACUAUGCAAAAGACUAAGAAAUCAAUAAGAGGGUUGAAUACUUUUUCACAACACUGUAGUUUGCGUAAAGAAAAUUCAGCAAAUACUUCAUAAAUCAUAUCGUGUUCAGUGAGCCUGCAGACUAAAAAAACAGAACAGAGUUGACAAGCAUGAAUUAAACUAAUGUUAAAUAAUAAUGUGAUUAUAAAGGAGGAACUCAGACAUGAUGUCAAUAGACAUAUUUUAAAAAAUCCAACGGUUACUUGGACUACUGAUGUUGCUUUUCCUCACUGCCUUUUUUUAAAUCCUACUAUGUGAAAUGACAGUUGUCUACGUACCUCCUCCUGUGGCACCUCUGCAUUCUUGUUUAUGUCCAAGGCUUCAAACAGGUCUGUAGGAGUGUCCUCCAGCCACACAAACAGGUAACCAGGCGGCACGCCCUUCUCAAAGCUCAGCAGCUCUAUGUCAAAGACCAACACGGCGCUACUCGGCACACCAGCAGCUGGCAGAAAGUUAAAAACACAACUGUAAGAUGGCAACUUUUACUGGUGCUAUGGCCAUAAACAAGCAUCGGUCAUACAGCAGAAAUCUCACCUCCCCUUUCCCCAUGGCCAAGGUGAGGUGGCACCGUUAUCACCCUCCUCUCUCCCACGCACAUGCCUUGCAGGCCCUGAUCCAGCCCGUCGAUCACUUUGUCUGAGCCCAGGACGACGUCCUGAAGGCUGCCAUAGUUGUGUCUGAGUACAAGGCCAGUUAGGAGACAAAACAAAAAGAUGAUGACUUAUGCUGAUCUAAAAUUUGAAAGAGAUGAGGAUGUGCGUAUUUGUGUGACCCACGAGGAAAAGAGCAGCGUCCCGUCCAUGAGGGAGCAGUUGUAGUGGUAGCGGACGAGGUCGUUCACUUCUGUGGUCUCGUUACACACUUCGGGUCUGUGGAUGACCUGGACAGCCACAGUGUCGUUGGGGUUGUGGAAGUCGAUGACGUGGAUGUCAAAGACGAGCACAGCAGAAGGAGGGAUCACAUCACCUGGUGACACCAUAGAGAGGUUUUAUUUAUUUAUUUAGUUUCAUUUAACGAAAAACGCACAUCAACUAUGACCGUCCAUGAGCCAAUGAUGUGAUUUGUUAUUGGUGUCUAGUUUUUGUGUCGUACUAUAAUCUAUAUAUAAGCCAGGAUAGGAUUUAUUAGGUAUUAUGUAGUAGCUUAACACUGCCAUUUUACAUUUUUAUUAUGCACUGCAUUGACACCCUUAAGACAUAAUAAGAUUUCUGUCAGUUUGAGUUGGUUUUAUUUUCUGGAGGAGAGAACUUCCCUGACGCUUGGAAACUUUACACUGACUCACCUGCUCCGUUCUCUCCAUAAGCCAGAUGUGGAGGAAUAGUGAUCUUCCUCUUCUCCCCAAUGCAGAGUCCCAGCAGACCCUGAUCCAUCCCCAUUAUUACGUACCCCAUCCCAAUGUAGGUGUUGUAAGUGCUGUUCCUCUGGUAGCUGGGGACAAUAAAAAGGCCAAAAAUGCAAGUUUAUGUUUAAACCUUAAGCUGUAUUGGCAGUGAUGCGACAGCAGUAUUAUUUCACAUAUAAAAUGAAAAUUAAGCUGCAGCCAAAUCAGCAGAGCAUGAGCUGACCUGGUAUCAAAGGUGACUCCAUUCAGGAAGGUGCCGUUAUAGUGGUACCGAAUGUAAUCUCCGACCACGGACCUGCGAGUGCAUGACUCCGGCACCACCUGGUUCUCAACAGUGAUGUUAUCCUUCGGGUUGUGGAUGUCCACCAGCAGGACGUCGAACACCAGAGUCGCCUGAGGGGGAAUCUCGUUACCUGGCAGACAGAAAAGUGGAGAAUUUUGGAUGUCACAUCUACUAGUUGCAACAUGCAAGUGGUUGGAUAUAAAGAAGAGUUUCAUUUUUAUUCAUCUUUGAUUUAUUCAAAACUGCAAAGAAGAAAAAGGUUUGUGAUACGCCACAAAAAACGUUUAACUUCUGGUUUCACAGAGUAUUUUGCAGCAUCCUUAAGCAUCAAAAUCGCGUUGCCUACCUCGGCUUUAAUGUUACCGUCUCAAUUAUUUGACUUAUUCUGUUUGUAAAAAUGAUUUCCCUUCACAAAUACAUUGAUCAGCCACAAUUGGUCCCUUCUUGAAUCAACAUUUCAAUCUCUUUAUGAAAUUCGGAGUUCCUCACCUGAUCCCUUUUCUCCGUAGGCUUUGAACGGCGGGAUGACGAUUUUUCUGAUCUCUCCCACACACAUGCCCAGCAGGCCCUCAUCCAUGCCCUUGAUCAUCCAACCCUCACCUACUAGGGAGUUGUGUGUCUGUUUCCUGGUGUAGCUGCGUGGGGCUCAUACAAGCGCAAAGUCAAACACACAACUUCACACAGACAACAUACCUGGAUGACACAGCACAGACAAAUUAGAGCUGUGAUUUGGAUUAAAGAUUUGAUGACUUAGACUUAGGGAUAAAAUUGCCUAAAAAUAUUGGUCCCAUUCAACUCAUGCUGGUUUGAAGAAAGAGUCAAUAAACAUCUUAUCUUCUUCAGAAAAUAGUCACCAAAGUCAGAAUUCACCUCGAGUCAAAGACUGUGCCGAUGAGCAGAGUGCCGUUGAAAUGGUAACGCACAAAGUCAGUACGAAUCACGGAGCGCUUGCAGUCU